UUUCUUUAUCAUUUACUUCUGUAUUCAAAAGAGGAAAUAUAAUAUUUUACUCUUAAUUGCCCGGUUGCACAUCCUAAGAUGUCAUUCCAGCUCCUGAUCCUGCUCGCAUGGCCAGCACAUCAAUCCGAUUAGGUGUUCCUUCUUUUGCGUCGUGGCAAGCUUGAAUGCUAAUUUAGGAGAAGAAAAAAAUAAAAAUCCCUCGCACCCAGAAAUUUCGAUGGCCCACACCAACCAAAAGGACCAGCAAAAACUUCUGACCUGACUACCAAGAGGCCAUGGCCAUUGUCCGGUGAUUCGCUCUGGUGACUCACUCGAAGUAAUCCGUGUAUUUCUUGGUUUGGUUUGUGCUCUUUUUGCUGCUGCUGCUGCUGCUUGUUUCCAUUGGCAAACGUUGGCUCUCCAGCGAGCAGCGCUGAAUGGAGCACAGGUGUUCGAGGAAAUGCCUCGGUACUUACAGUUUUGUCCGCCGUCUUCCCCACGUGUAAUGCUACUAGGUUUACCAUCUUUUUAGAAGCAUAACUUAACGGUCAAAAAUUUUCAAACGUUAUAUGCUGUGUCAAACGGUCGGACUUGCAUCCACGAGCCAUGGAUUUCCACAGCCUCUCAAGGAGGCAGCUGCAGGCCCUCUGCAAGAGGAAUCGAAUUCCAGCCAACACAACCAACAUCGCCAUGGCCGACGCCCUCCAAGCUCUCCAAACUGUUGGAGGUUUGGACGAGAUCAAAGAAGCCCUGCAGUUCCAGUCUCCCUCUAAGGCAGAGGAAGGGUCGCAGGAGCUGCCGCGCUUCUCCCGGAGAACCUCGGCUCGAAGAGGGCCCAUAUCCCUUUGUCGGGCUUGUCCCGGUUGUGCGGGAACCUCACAGUCUUCACUGGUCAAGAAGAGAGCCAUGGAAGAAGAGAAGAGGGGAAAGCAAGAGAGCCAUGGGGAGAUACCUGAAACGCCAUCAACUUCCAGUCGCCGCAAGACACGAGGGUCCGGGACUCCGGGCGCUACGAGAAGAGCUGCAAAGAAGGAGAAGAUAAAGAGAUUAGAGAGCCUGUUCGAUGAACCGGAGACUCGAUUUGCUCGGAGUCCUCGGACAACGUCAGCUCUGCAGCUACUCGGCACUCCAGUGGAGGAAGAAGAGAAGGCGACGUCUUUGAGGUCCUAUAAGAGAAGGCGUUCAUCUUGUCCGAGGAAACAAAGGGAAGACGAGGUCGAUUCUACUCCCCAAAAUAGCAGGAGAUCGGAGGUUCUCGUAAAGACGGCACCUUUAGCCCAGGAACAUGCAGAAGAUGAAGAUUUCAGAGAUUUAACUAUUGGUGGCGCGAAGGCCAUCUCCAGCGAGAAAGCAAGCGCACAUAUGCUGUUUGAUCAGAUGACAAGCUCUUUUCAACCUUGUCCUCGAGAUACAGUGGAUCUUAAGGAAGAGUUUGGUGGCAAUGUGAAUGCAGUGGGGGUAAGCAAGGAGAUCAAGGAAGGUCCCAGUUUGAUCACAGAAGGAAUAAAGAAAUGCCAAAAUGAAGCAACUGGGGAAGUGAAUUCUCUUGGUUCUGGAUCCAAUGUGACAGGCCCAAAGGCUGAAGGCCAAAACUCUGAGCUCAGAUCAGUAGUGGAACUUGACCAGAAUUCAAGAAAAGAAUCAAAAGAAAGGGAUCGACAACAGGAUCUACAGCUCACUUGUUUUGAAUAUUCACCAAUGAGAGGGCUGGUGGAGUAUAAGGGAACAAAGAGAAGAACAAUGGAGGGUGGAAGAACCAAUUCAGAUGACCAAUGUCAAAAUUCCAGCUUCCAAUUUCUAGCAAAUGAGGCAACAGAGACUGACAAUAGUCAGUUCUCUCAUGAGUUUCCGGCAACCUGUCCUCCGUCAAUAAUUCUAAACUGCAAGGCAAAUGGAGAUUCAUUAGAGACGGAGGCCAAUCUAGAGCUUGCGGCUGCUUCCGGCCAAUUGAUCCUAAAGGGAACUAGAAAUUCAUUGGAUUUGGAAGCUAACCCAGAUGUCUCUUAUGAGUUUCCUGCUACAGACUGUAACAGCCGUGAUGACCUGAUUCCAACUACUGGUUAUCAAAUACUUCCAGCAUCAGAACUCCUCGAUAACAGUGGCAGCGAUGAUCCAAAAUCCAAUCCAUGUAGUGUGGAUCCAAGGAUGGAAAUCUCCAGCGAGCUUCCAGCAAGCAGCCAUCAAGCACCUGCAACAUCAGAAAUUCCACGCUUUGAUGAAGAAAGAGGUAGCACAGGUGUUGCAGUUCCUAAGAUUGAAUUCUCUGGAGAGACUCUGGAUACUUGUAGUCAGAUACCAUUGGAAAGUGUAGGCUCUGAUAGUCGAUGUGAUGUCGAUGGAAACAGAGAAAAGACGAACCUAGAUCAGUGCGACAUACUGAAGCAAGACAGCAAUUCCUCAAAUCUACGAGUUACUGCAGAAACUUCAUGUGCCGUGGAAAAAUUUUCUGGCGAGAUUUCGGCCUCUCUCAGUUUUGAUGGAUGUGAGGAUGUUACUGGCGAGAUUUUGACAGGCAGAUAUCCAGAGUCUGGGAGCAUCCCUGAGACCACCUCCUCUCCUCGUCUGCAGAUAGCAUUGCCGGAUUCAAUACUCCAGAGCUCACACUCCACUGAAUCUCCAGCCAUGAAUGGAGACCUGCUAUGUCCACCAGCAGACCCUGGUAUGCAGAGCCAACAUGCUACCGCAUCUCCAGCCAAUGUCUCCAUCGAGGUUGGAGACCCUUUGGACGCCACUGAAUCUGAGGCCGGGAUCUCAGCCAACAGCAGAGAUCUGAUCUUAGAACAAAUGAUUUCACUUUCAGGUCCAAGUUUGAACACAUUAGUUGCUACCAACCUGACCAAGUUUGCAGAGCCGAUUGAAAAACUACCAGAAAUUUACUCCUCUGGUGACAAAUUCCAGGGCAUCGGUGCUGAUAUUAUGGAGUUGGAGGGAGGAAGUAAGGAGGUGAAAUGGAGGCAAGAGCCCAUCAGUAUUUGUAGGGAGGAGGGCGUAGCAGCUAGAGCACAAACCAAGGCAGAGAAACAUAGAGCAAAGGAGGACUUGGAUAGCUUGAGCAUAAGGAAGCUAAAGAUGCUGUACAAGAAGAGAAGAAAGAGGGUGAGUCUGACUUCUUCGACAGCGGAGGAAAGAAGGGAAGAAAAGGAGCUGCAAAUUGAGGAGGGGGAGUGGACCAAACAGAAGAGUUAUUUGAAUGGUCUAAGCUUGAGGAAGCUGAGGAUGAUGUACAAGGUGGUGGCCAAAAAUAAUGCAAAGAGUUCGUAACAUGACAAUGAAGAUUUCAAGGAUGAGUCAUGACACAAAGAAACUAUUGAGAUAUAUCUACCAUCAAGUACACAAAAGAAAGGGAAGAGUGAUGGGCAGUCCAAACAUUGAAGGAGGGAAAUAUACGAAAAAACUAUUCAAGCUGUGACCUUGCAGUUGUGCUGCAUUUAAGCCACUAAUAUAGGACUACAUUUUCUUCACAUUCUAGUGCAAUUUUUGGUUAUUUCAAAUCAGUUAGUGUUACUGCUCAGUUUGUUGAUGGCCUAAAAAGGGUCUUGUGAUAGAAAAAAAGUCCGAGUUUUUGACUGGGCAUUGCUGCAACAAAUGAACUUGUAUGGCAUGGGGUUUUCUAAAUAACCUUUUUUUGUUGAAUCUAAAUAUAUAUUUUUCAAACAUGUACUAGAUGCGUUUUACUAUUGUCUCUUUUUCUUACCAACAAUCUGACAAUAAACAGUGAAUUCUCUCAUAUGAAUUGUUGGCCAUUUUUAUUUUCAAAAACAGAGAGACCUUCAUCAGAGGCACUUUCUCACUCUAGAUUCCCCACCUUCUGCCUUCACGACAUUAUUCACCAACUUUAGACUCUACCAGUAGCAUCAGUCAAUCCUAUAUUUCUAUUUAGUUAUUUCUUUAUGUCCUACGCAACUGAUCAUGGUGAUGAAUUUCAAGAGUAA
Molecule: messenger RNA, 3911 nt
Organism: Phoenix dactylifera (date palm)
Lineage: Eukaryota; Viridiplantae; Streptophyta; Magnoliopsida; Arecales; Arecaceae
Source: RefSeq, a predicted model, not a curated record